AUGGCUGAAAGCCCAUUGUUCGUCACUCAGCUUGGGGGCUGGACUGACAUCCAUCUUCAGGAGAGCCCACAUGAACAUCAGCAGGCCCUGCUGCUGUCUCGAAUCAUCACCAAUAUUGAAAAACUCAAUGAGUCUAUUAUGGUCAUGAACAAGAGUCUUCAGGAGGCCAACAUCCAGAACAUGAAUGUGGAACUUGUCGCACAGAUGUUCAAGAACUAUCAGUCAAACGUUCUUUUCCACUUGGAAGCUACCGAGAAUUUGAAGGAGCCAUCGUAA
This is a messenger RNA of Aspergillus clavatus NRRL 1, 276 nucleotides long. RefSeq names its product DASH complex subunit DAD4. Gene Ontology annotation, biological process: attachment of spindle microtubules to kinetochore. Lineage: Eukaryota; Fungi; Ascomycota; Eurotiomycetes; Eurotiales; Aspergillaceae. The transcript has 4 exons. The record is from RefSeq and is a predicted model, not a curated record. Gene Ontology annotation, cellular component: mitotic spindle; DASH complex. Bases 1 to 276 code for a protein of 91 amino acids.